AUGCCUGGAUGGAAAAUUCCGCAUAGCGUAUAUAUUUUUGCUCGGUACUUCGGUACGGGUGUCAUCGUGUCCACGGCAUUUAUUCAUCUGCUAGACCCGGCUUAUAAGCGGAUUGGUCCCAAGACCUGCGUUGGGGAAUCGGGAUACUGGGGCGAAUUCUCGUGGUGUGCAGCAAUUGUCCUAGCGUCGGUGGUUAUUAUCUUCCUUCUGGAUCUCGCCGCCGAAGUCUAUGUCGAGCACAAAUAUGGCAUCCACAAAAAUGAAUCAGCCACAAACGCCUUGGUGAGCCACGGGCAUUCCCUUGACGUGCAGCCGGCGCCGGUCACUUCUGCGGCCCGGGACGAGAAGCGAAUCGACGCUUGGAUGUCUGACGAGGACUCUAUGACGAUCGAGCGGUCCUUCCAGCAACAGAUUUCCGCCUUUCUUCUCCUGGAGUUUGGGAUCAUCUUCCAUUCCGUUAUCAUUGGUCUCAAUUUCGGCGUCACUGGCUCCGAGUUUGCGACUCUUUACCCAGUACUGGUGUUCCACCAGUCAUUCGAGCGACUUGGGAUCGGGGCGCGGAUGUCUGCCAUCCCCUUUGGCCAGCACACCUGGCUCCCCUGGAUAUUGUGUGCCGCAUACGGCCUGACGACUCCUGUCUCCAUCGCCAUUGGUCUCGGGGUGAGAACGACGUACAGUCCGAGGUCCAAGACGUCUUUGAUUGUACAGGGGGUAUUGAAUGCCGUGUCCGCUGGCAUCUUGAUCUAUAGCGGCUUGGUGGAAUUGUUGGCCCGGGAUUUCUUGUUUGACCCAUGCCGCACCAAGCGCCGACCUAAACUCCUGUUUAUGGUUUUGUGCACCUUGCUGGAGCCCGGGAUCAUGGCAUUGAUUGGGAAAUGGGCGUAG
Penicillium alfredii is the source of this 885-nucleotide messenger RNA. RefSeq lists its product as uncharacterized. Gene Ontology annotation, molecular function: high-affinity zinc transmembrane transporter activity. The record is from RefSeq and is a predicted model, not a curated record. The transcript has a single exon. Bases 1 to 885 code for a protein of 294 amino acids. Gene Ontology annotation, biological process: zinc ion import across plasma membrane. Gene Ontology annotation, cellular component: plasma membrane. Lineage: Eukaryota; Fungi; Ascomycota; Eurotiomycetes; Eurotiales; Aspergillaceae.